Molecule: messenger RNA, 4032 nt
Organism: Sander lucioperca (pikeperch)
Lineage: Eukaryota; Metazoa; Chordata; Actinopteri; Perciformes; Percidae
Product: leukotriene B4 receptor 1-like
Exons: 4
Coding region: 2074-3210 (378 amino acids)
Biological process (GO): complement receptor mediated signaling pathway; inflammatory response; positive regulation of cytosolic calcium ion concentration
Cellular component (GO): plasma membrane
Molecular function (GO): leukotriene receptor activity; complement receptor activity
Source: RefSeq, a predicted model, not a curated record
ACAUGAUUCAGCAGGCUUGAAGCUGGUGUUGUUCCUCUGAGUGGAAAAUCCCCGUCCAAUAACAAAAAUGUCAUCAGGGUUCAUCAUGCACUGCUGGUUCCUGCCAAUGAAGACAAGAUUCAGCAGCUGUUCAGCUAAUGUAAAUCCCUACUCAAAAUGAUACUGUUACCAACUUUAAAAGGGAUGUCACUGGGCAUACUGAUCCAAGAACAGCUUGCCUUAUCCUAAAGUGACAUUGUUGAGAUAUAUGAGACUUGCUCUGCACUGAACCAUUUCAUAAGGAAGAACUGUGGAGUAUUAUCUAGGACCCAGGUGGUGCUUUAUGUUUACUUUGUUUUGCAAGAUUUUUCGCAACAUUUUUUAUGCAAUGUUUUAUUUGUCAAAAUGCCUGACAGAAGCAUCGAAAUGUCAAAAUGAACUGAAAGAGGGAAUAUUGUUUUAUCUCAGUGACGAGCACAAAUUGAGAGCUCAGGUUCGAUGGAGGCACUUGACUUUGUUUUUAUAUUAUAUUUUAUAUUCACACUGAUGUGUUCGCUUUGCGUGCUUCGACAACAUUCAUGAACUAUGGCUAAGGUUUUGAUGACAAUGAUUGAAAAGGCUAAAGGCUGGACUUUUUCUGUAUGACGUAUAUCAAUUUCAACAGUACAAAGUUACACAUUACUGUAUGUGGUAGAUUGAUUGCAAGAGAUUUAACAAGAUUUACAUUUACAACUUUACUGUUUGUACUGUAAUUUGUUGACAGACGAUGUCAUUGCGAUACAGAAAAGAAAAAGACAAGACUGUUUUACAGCACUGCAGUCUCGGCUAAGGAUUUUAAGUAAGUUAUGGGGUUUUACAGGUAAUCCAUUGGGUGCUGCUGUUUGUACGAAUUGUUUCGAAAAAUGCACUUACUGUUCUGCAAAUGUUAGGGAUGAUUCAAGAAAUGUACCAAAGCAACUGAGAAAAACUGCAAAGCUGCAUGAAUUGCUUUUUUUGGCAGUUGCACAGUGAGUUUAUGAGACAUUUAUUCACUGAAAAUAGCUGCCUUGUUUGGCUGGAAUGAUGAAAAACAGUGAGACUGAAUCAAAACAGUAACGUUCUUGGCCGUAAGAUGAAAACAAUAAGCUAAAAGAUGCUAAAAUGCUCUAUAGAGCUCAUGAGAACUGCAAAGUUUAGUGAUAAUUCUCUGUGGGACGAGGGACCCCUUUCACAUUAUUGUCAUUUGAUCCAUUGUUAUUAUGAAAACAUUGAUUAGUGCAGCUUUAAAUAGAAAAUCCCGACCUGGAAUGUUUUAAUAUUUUACUGUGAGCAUGCUCAGUAAAAAAAUGAAAUACAGAAAAAUACCAAAUGAAGUAAAGCAGCUGUAAAUGUGACACAUCUUAACUAGUUGCAAUCCAGUUUAUGUGGGAAGAGGAAUAUGCUGUAAAUCUGCAAAGAUGUCUGGUGAAAGAGAACAGACAAUGCACACGAUAGAGGAAUGAUUUAACACUCAUGUAUCAACAAGAUCCUGACAGUUUACUGGAAUAAUAAUCACCCCCUCACUUAUUCACCCCCAUGACGAUCUUUUGUGCUGUUCAUUCCUGCUCUUCCUCAAACGUUAUGCCAUCAGUUUCACAACAUUUUGUGGCUCCAUGCUAUCCACGUUUUGCCUCUUUUAUAACAAGGCACUACAUUUCUGUCAAUAAGCUGUAUUGUUGCUGUUCCACACCGGGCAGCAGAUGCAUUGUCAACAGUUUUUCAUAAAGCUGGCAUGCAUACCAGUACCACAGAAUAAAAUGUGAAGCAGGAACUACUGUCACAUUGACACCCAGUGAGCUCAAGCUGGCUUCCUGUUGUCACUGGAUUUUCUCUCCUAUGAACACUCUUACUCAAUAUACUUUUAAGGUUUUCUCUUCACACGCAGUCUUCAAAGCAAAGAGAGAAGCUUGGGAGUCAACAGUAGAUCAGUCAAGGUGUACAAUAGAUGGAAAUUGGUAAACCUUUGGAGUGGAUUGAUCGUUGCCGCCUUUUAAAAAAAAAAAGAUCAGCAGUUUAAGGUUUGUGUCAGAUUCACAGCUGCCGAAGCCGAACUCUGAUUCAUUAGAGGCUUUCCUGAUGGCAUCCAAUAUCACCACCACCACCACCUCCCAGCCGUCCUCUAUGUCCAUCAGCGCCCAGGUCGGCAUCGCCAUCCUGACCCUGGCGUUUGUGCUGGGCUUCCCCGGGAACCUGUUUGUGGUUUGGUCGGUGUUCUGCCGGGUGAAGAAACGCUCAGUGACCUGUUUGUUGGUGCUGAAUGUGGCUAUGGCGGAUGCUUUCGUGCUGCUCAGCGCCCCUCUUUUCCUGCGCUACCUGGCUGGCGGACGGGGCUGGGAGUUUGGCUCGGCCGCAUGCAAGCUGGUGCAUUACCUGUCAAGUGUGAACAUGUAUGUGUCCAUUUACCUCAUCACCCUGAUGAGCAUAGACCGCUGGCUGGCCGUAAAUAGGCCUUUUCUGUCCCAGAGAAUGAGAACCAAGCACUCCCUGCUGAUUGUACUGCUGGUGGUCUGGGUGUUAGCGUUCCUCCUGUCACUGCCGAUGCCUUUCUACCGAAGUAAUCUGAAGGAGACCCCAUCAGACAAUAUCAGUCAUUGUAUCCCAUACCACUGGGGGAGCACGGGUCACCGGGUCUUCCAGUACCUGUUUGAGACCAUCAUGGCCUGCCUGUUGCCUUUCUCCCUCAUCAACACCUGUUACUCCUCCGUCAUCUGCCGUCUGCAAAGCGCCAAGUUCCAGCGCAGAGAACAAGGCAGCCGCCUCAUCCUGCUAAUCAUCUCCGCCUUUGCAGUAUUCUGGCUGCCCUAUCACAUCGUCAACAUCAUAGAGGUGGUCGGUCUGUUGAAGGGCAGUGAUCCAGUGAUCGACGCUGCCGUUGCAGCCCGUCCAAAUGUCACUGCCUUCGCCUUCUUCAGCAGCGCUGUCAACCCCAUUCUCUAUGUGUUCGCCGGCAGCUCCCACAUCCGCCAGGCCGGCCUCAGUUUCAUGGGCAAGCUCUUCGAGGCCACCAACUCGGAAAGCAGGGGCACGUCUACCCGUAGCGGCCGCAUGAGCCGCAGCAGCUCUUCACCAGAUGAAAGCUCUGUCCUGCACACACUCUUGAUCAAACUGGGAAGUCCUUUCAAAAGCAAGAACAAGGACAGGAGCAGCAAUGUGGCAGGCAAAGAGGUUGAUCAGCCUGAACUCAAGACUUUGGCCAGUGUUGAGAUGAUAUAAUAGUUUUUCCUACUUUCCCCAACUCGUUGAUUAGACACAGACUGUGUUGACUCGUAAUUUGCAUCAUCAAGCUUUACUUACGUGACUUUUAUAUCUGGGAAUAUUUCAACAACUAUUGGAUGGAUUUCCAUGAAAUUUGGUACAAAAAUAAAAUAAGAUGAAUCCUAAUGACUUUGCCACUAGAGAAUGGAAAUGUUCACUUAUCCAAUGAAAUAUCUUAACAUCUAUUUGAUGGAUUGGUGCCCAAUUUUGUACAGACAUUCAUGGUCCCCAGGUGAGGAAUCCUAAUGACUUUGGUGAUCUUCUGACAUUUCCUGUAAAGCCACCACAAGGUUAACAUUUGUGGUUCUGAAUGAAAUGACUCGUCAAUAUUGGAUUGAUUGCCAUGAAAUUUGGUACUCACAAUAACAUUUCCCUCAGGAUAGACCACAAGAAAUGUACCCUAACUUACCCUGGUACCAUUAUCAGAUGUAAUGUAAUGUAAUUUGUCCUGUACUUUUAUUUAUGACCAAAUACCUGCAAAACUGAUUCCCAUCAGCCUCAGCUGUACUUUCUGUUUAGUGCUAAAUAUUGAAUGUUUGCAUGCUAACACGCUAAGCUAAGAAUGUGAACAUUAACUCAAAUCACCAAUGUGACUAAGUAGCAUGGCUGUGUCAAAAAAGGUGUUCACAGAUAAAAAACACCUUUUCUACAUGGCUAAGUCUAAAAAACAAUGUUUGACUUAGCUAUGGCAGUGACUUAAUAAUACAUAAUAAUUGAUGUAUAUUUGGCUAUUUAAAUGAUCAGAUAUAUUUUGGAUGUGUGAGAAUAUUGUUUUACAUU